UUCAACUCUUUCAUUUUACUUGUAUUAAUAGUUAGUCAUCCAUAUCAAUACUGGCUAAAAUUCUACACUAGUAAAAUUAUAAGAAAAAACAAUGAACUAAAUGGGAUUAGAAUCGCCAUAUACUGGAGACAUCAUUAUUUUUUUAUUUUUCUUUUUUCGACAUUUUUCCAGCACACCGUUCAAAAGAUAGGUGAAUUGCACAGGACUCUAAGUAGUUUUUGAGGUACAAUUCAAAAUAUCCUAAAAAUCAUUCAAACUAUUUGUGGUCUCACCUAGACGAAUUUAUAAGCGUGUAAUAUGAAUUUAAACGUUAAUUAUUAAUUCGGAUGAUUCCCUUACUAGUGUUAAUUAUUUUCUAUGAAAUAUGUUUUUUGUUUUCUAGCUGGUGAACCAGGUGAUGUUGUUCAAUUUGCAGAAUAUGUUGGUAAAAAUAUUCAAUUAUAUAAAAUGAUCAAUGGUAUUGAAUUAUCUCCAUAUGCAUGUGCUAAUUUUACUCGUCAUGAAAUGGCAACAUCACUUCGUUCACGAAAUUCAUUUUUAGCUAAUCUUAUUAUUGGAGGUUAUUCAACAAAUGAACGUGAUCAACAACGUGUACAACUAUAUUCAAUAGAUUAUUUAGGCGCUAUGAUUUCAGCUAAUGUUGUUGCUCAUGGUUUUUGUCAAUUUUUUGCUUUGGGUAUUGGUGAUCGUUUAUGGAAAGAAGAUUUAGAUGUUCAAGAAGCAUUAGCUAUGUUACAAAUUAUGGUUAAUGAACUUGGUAAACGUAUGGCAGCUUAUCCACAUUGUGUAUUCGUACGAAUGAUUGAUUCAAAAGGUAUACAUGUACUUGAUAAUAUGUAUCCAGAAAAAAUUCAUGUUGCAAAACCAUCUGAAGGCGAAUUACAAACAAGUGCCGAUAUGAUGGACAUUCAUACAUAG
Messenger RNA from Rotaria sp. Silwood2, 918 nucleotides. NCBI's taxonomy places the organism in Eukaryota, Metazoa, Rotifera, Eurotatoria, Philodinida, Philodinidae. The record is from the annotation of a GenBank genome assembly.